This is a messenger RNA of Procambarus clarkii (red swamp crayfish), 3273 nucleotides long. The record is from RefSeq and is a predicted model, not a curated record. NCBI's taxonomy places the organism in Eukaryota, Metazoa, Arthropoda, Malacostraca, Decapoda, Cambaridae.
CAGGUAUAAUAUAUUAAGGCAGGCACAACUCUUAUUGUAAUUAUAAUUUAUCGUUUUCAAUCUUUAAUAACGAAUAUCAUUUAAACAUAAAUAUUAAGCAGCUGGCCGUCAGUCGUGACGUAUACAGAACGCAACAAAAUAUUAUUGAAAAUUAGUAUUUAAGGUGCAAUAUAUCUAGUGAAUGUGGGUGUUGAAUGUUACCAGACUGGUGGCCGCGCACUUUGCCCUCAGUCUUUUACCUUAGUCAAAGACUGACAGUACACGAUAAUAACAAUCGAAUUUGAUAAGAGAUAACAGUAUAGUUGAGGUAUUGAUAACGCCAUGACAAGUGAGGGAGAGCACAGUGUGGCUCAGUAAUGGGUUACAGUGUUCCUGGAGGCGGCAUUGUAUGAGGCUACUCCACGGCCACCUUCUCUGGGAGUUGCCGUUGAACUGAAAACAUGAGCAUGAUGGGACCUGAUUUGUAUGAGCGCGGCAGCUUCCAUACUGAAUUCAACCAGUUCGAGUUGAGGAAAGCGCCGCCGAGGCCACCACCAGAGCCUGCCCAGAACCAGGAACCCCUGGUGAGGGGCAUGGGCAAGCGGCGUCCCCUUCCUGCUCGCUGGACUCCUCCCUCCCCUGCCCUCAACCACGUCCCCCUUGCUCCAAACCAACACCCGGACACACAAUCUUCUCCAUCCUUGCAGGGACCUCUGCCACCACCACCUCGGGAAUAUUCCCCUCCAUCACGGGGAUAUUCACCACCGCCACGGGGAUAUUCGCCACCACCACGGGGAUAUUCGCCACCACCACGAGGAUAUUCGCCACCACCACGAGGAUAUUCGCCACCACCACGACGGGGAUAUUCACCACCACCACGAGGAUAUUCGCCACCACCACCACGAGGAUAUUCGCCACCACCACCACGAGGAUAUUCGCCACCACCACCACGAGGAUAUUCACCACCACCACCACGAGGUCGAUAUUCUCCAUCACCACCACCACGGAGAUAUUCUCCUCUACCAUCACAAGGAUAUUCACCACCACCACGGGGAUAUUCUCCGCCUCCACGGGGAUAUUCUCCACCACCACGGGGAUAUUCUCCACCACCACGGGGAUAUUCUCCACCACCACGGGGAUAUUCUCCACCACCACGCGGAUAUUCUCCACCACCACCACCACGGGGAUAUUCUCCACCACCACCACCACGGGGAUAUUCUCCACCACCACCACCACGGGGAUAUUCUCCACCACCACCACGGGGAUAUUCUCCACCACCACCACGGGGAUAUUCUCAACCACCACCACCACGGGGAUAUUCUCCACCACCACCACGGGGAUAUUCUCCACCACCACCACGGGGCUACUCUCAACCACCACGAGGAUAUUCUCCACCACCACCAAGGGGAUAUUCUCAACCACCACGGGGAUACUCUCCACCACGAGAGGGACAUUCCCUACAGACAACAGGAAGGUCAUCAACACCUAAAAACCAACGCUCAAGGGGUGGCAGCGGGCCUCAUCAGAUGCCACCAGGAGCAGGAUAUGGCCGCGAGCCACAAGAACUUCGCCGCACAGGUACCCAAGACCAUGGCCGCCCAGCCAUAGGCGGUACCCAAGAUUAUGGCCGCUCUGGGACCCAAGACCAUGGUCGCUCUAGGACCCAUGAACACGACCGCACUGGGGCCCAAGACCGUGGCCGCUCCAAAACUCCAACAGGUGGCCGUGGCAAGGGUAAAGUACUUCAGGGACACCAGAGGGCUCGGCCGGAUAAGACUCGAUCAGCUGCCAUAAAAGUGCCUUCCGUGCCCAUGCCAGACUAUGAAGUCAAUCCCCAAGUUGCUUACCUUCCCAGCCCUGAUUACUGACUCUUAAGGUCUAGGUAGUAAAGUUAAUCUCGGGAAUGUUGGGCGGGACAAAUGGUUGGGUACAUUUAUUUUCACCUAAUUCACUGUGCCUAAUUCACUAAUGCCUGUUCACCCAGCUGUAAUUUACCUGGUACAGUAAAGUAAAUAGUAAAUUUACAGUAAAUAGUAGUACCCGGGAGUACCCUGGCAGUAAAUAUAGGUACCUGGGAGUUAGUCAACUAUUGUUUCUCCAUCAAUUGUAGACGAAAGGUACGAAUGAUACAAGAAAGGGCAAGAGAUAAAUUCAGAAAAGAUUCAAAACAAUACUCCAUGAACUAAGGAAGGUCAUGCCGUAGCUGGACCUUGGGGCACCUGUAUACACUACGUCACCAGGGGUCUUCCCACUGGCUACACAGUACUGAUACCACUCCACUACUGACUGCCGAGGCCAUUCAUAAACACAUCUUGAAAAAUUCAGGUUGAAAAAGGUUCAUGUGUAACAAAUUUACUCAUUUUUUCCAACUGUUUUCUGUGAGGUAUCCUUUGAUACCUCACAGAAGACUGAUUGGAAAUGUAGAGGCACAUGGUAUUGAGGCGAAUGAUACAAGAAAGGGCAAGAGAUAAAUUCAGAAAAGAUUCAAAACAAUACUGAAAUGAAUGAAUGAUUGGCAGAUGCAGUUUAAAAAAUAAUAAUGUAGGACUAUAGGCCUACAAAUGAUAAUAGUUUCCAGAUAUCAGGUAGACAGUACUGACAAUGGCAAAUCUGGGUAUCAUAAUCAAUAAUUAUCUUCAGCCUAGAAAUCAAUAUAUAAAUGCUGGAAUUAUAGGAAACAGGAUUUAUAAAAAAACUAUUAGUAAUAAGACUUCUAACGUUAUUCUUUAGUUUUAUAUUACCAUUAUUUAGAUUAUGCAGUUCAGUUUCGGUCGCCAUGCUAUAGAAUAAAUUCCUUAGAAGGUUUUCAGAGAAGAAUGACAAUGUUAUGCCCAGGCAUUAUAAAAGCUUAAUUUAUAGUUACUAUAAAGGCGAAGAGCAACUGUUGAACAAUUGGGUGAAUACAGCAUAAUCAAUACAAGCUGGAUGAACUUUGAUUAAACAAUAUUUUGAUAAAUUCUGGUUUGGCAAUAGGAUUGUAAAAUUCUGAAACCAAUUUCUCGGUGAAAUAAUAAAGUGGGAUCUCGAGUUUUUCAAGUGUAGGUGAGACAAACCAACAGUAUGAGUGGCCGAGGUUGGAUCUAUAUGUGAUCUGGCACGUAUGGACUAAUAGGCAUUUAUAACUUUGUUUUUAUAUUGUGUAAAAGUUACAGCCUAAUUACUAUACUGUAUUUACAUAUUUACAGUCAGAGUUUGUCUCCUGUGGAUUCCCAUAUUGGUCUCCGAAUGCAUGAUAGAACUGAUGAGAUAGUCAAAACUUUUGCUCAUAAAGAGGGAAUUAAUUGCCAUCUUGGA